Chenopodium quinoa (quinoa) is the source of this 762-nucleotide messenger RNA. RefSeq lists its product as uncharacterized. The coding region runs from base 1 to 762 and encodes 253 amino acids. NCBI's taxonomy places the organism in Eukaryota, Viridiplantae, Streptophyta, Magnoliopsida, Caryophyllales, Amaranthaceae. The transcript has 3 exons. The record is from RefSeq and is a predicted model, not a curated record.
AUGGCAGGAAGAAACAACAAUAACAAUGAUCUGAAUGAAGUAUUAAGGAAACUAGUUGCUAUAGCCCAACAGUUAGCUGAAAGGAAUAACAAUCCUGACCCUGCUGGGGAGUUGUUUAAGAAGAUAGCCCAAAGCAAACCUCCUACCUACCAGGGAGAACCUGACCCAACUAUCCUUGAAAUCUGGCUAAGAGAGUUCGUUAAGUUGUUUGUGGCAGUAGCAUGUCCUAAUGAGACCAAAGAACAAGUGAGGGAUAAGUUCUACCCUAUGUUCUUGCAAAAGCAGAAAGCUGAUGAGUUCCUAGAACUUAAUAUGGGAAGUAUGUCGGUGACAGAGUACUACACUAAGUUCAUCGAGUUGUCUAGGUUUGCUGAAGAUAAUGUGGCUACUGAUAGGCAGAAAGCUAGAAGUUUUGAGAGGGGAUUGCCUCUUUCUCUACAAGGAAAGUUGUUAGGGCAAGUGUUUAACAAUUUGGAUGAGUUGUAUGGUAGGGCAGCGCAUUUACAUGCAUUGGAGUUGAAGGAAAAAGAUAAAAAGGCUGAGUUAGAUGCUAGGGAGAAAAGGAAGGAGCCUAUGACCAGUUUCGGACCAUCUGGAAACCAGAAUAACUUUAAGAAGCAAAAGUGUUUACAUCUCAUGGCGGACGACGAGGACCGUAUUUGUGUUGUGGAUGUAGAGGAUGAUGAUGAUGAUUUAUCUGAGGAUGAUGACGAGCUGUAUGAUGUGAACAAGGAGCCUGAUUUGGGUGAGGCAGAAGAUUAG